UUUAUCUUUUUACAUAUUAAAUAUUUUUAAUUUAUGUAAACUAGCCAAUAAUUAACUAAAUUUAUUCGACUCCGAGCUUGAGCAUAUUAUAAGACACUGUUUAGUUUUUUGCUUCUUCUUUUUUUCAGCAUCCGGUCUCCUUAAAACGAUUUAGCGCACUGUAUGUUAAAAAACAGAUGGCAGUUUAAGACAAACUAUUAUUAACAGACUGUAAAAAUAAAUGGGAAAUAAUGCUAAAUACAAAACACAUGCCAGUUUUUAAAUUCAAUAAUUAAUCAAUCGAUAAAUUAAAAAAUUCGCCUUAUAUAUACAGUAAUGUGAUAAUCGAUUAAUAAAAUUCUAUACGUAAAACGUUCUCGUUUGCGUUCGUCAACUGUUGUAUUGCUCCUUCUUAAACUUCACGAACUUUAUAAACUUCAUGUCGAUGAAAGCACUACAAGUAUCACUUACACGUCAGUAUACUUACGUAAUACGCAUUGUGUGAUGCUCCAUGGAAAAUUCGUGCGAAAUAGCAACAGCAGUAAAUAGUGCGAAUCGUGAGCGAAGGACCGUCUCUAAGAAUGCCCGUGAUAUGACGCUAUGCGAAUUAUUCUUCUUAUCGUAUUUUACAUUGCGACUUAUGCGACAAGAAUCGCGAUUGGUGGCGAUAUUGCCAAAACAGUGCCAGGUAUAUACAAUUUGGAUGACACCAAAUUCCUCUCAACUGAUCUCUUCGUUAAACUUCUUCGCAAUUUUUAUAUCUAUAUAAAAAAAACUUGCUUUAUUUUGUAUCAACGACCGUUAGUAAAAUUGUUCUGAUAUUAUCGCAUAUAUUCUUCUAACAUCUCUUUCUCCGACGUUCGCAGGUAACGGCAUGAGAUACAUUUUUGAUGAGAAAAAUACAACGCAAAGUAGAAUAUCUGAAAUACCUAUCGAUGCUGAAAUUCAAAUGGUGAAUAAGCACAACAGGCAAUUGCUAAUAGAGAAUCAAAUCGAUGGCUCCCCACAAAGCAGUAAAAUUCCAGACAAGUUAGAACGAAUCAAACGAAAUCUACGAAAAGGGAAGAAAUAUGCGAAGAAUUCUCAUAGCAAAAUCGCGCGUUAUCGGAACGAUUACGUGGGCGAUGACUACGUCGAUGAGGAGGGAUUUCCGAUCUGGCAAGUUUUGGAAUCAACUAUUCCGGUUGCCACAAUUAAUCUAGACUCUACGACGAUGAAAACGGAGAUGAUUAACGGAGACGAUGAGAAUUUAGACUACGAUCGCUCCUUCAAUGAGGCUGCAUUCCCUAUCGCCGAACGAUAUCCAAAUUCGCGGAGAUUAUUUGACAUGAAUGGUUCUAAAAGAAAUCUAAUACUUUCCAAAACUGCGAAUCCGAAAUCCAAAAUUAUGGUCAAUGUACAGAGCUUUGAAGGAUUGAAUAAUAAAAUGCUGCUCCCUGCGUAUCGUCCUAAAAUACUUGGCGCGAAUUCCUCCGUGAGCUUCAGCUAUCCUAAAGGAUUUCAACGGCGAUACAAUGGACGAAAAAGCUCUUCAAAUCCAUAUACUUCUAGAGAAGAAGUAUUUAAUGAUCGUCUAACGGGGUCCAAUAAAACAUUUUUAUUAGUACCGGUUUCUAAGGACCUGUACGUUCUGAAGGAUGUCCAAGAGACAGGCGUAGAUAGAAUAAUUAUACCUGAGAGAUAUAAACCGUUAGAAAGGGAUAAGGAUAAUGCAACCUCCGCUAUUCUCUCGUUCAAGGCGCACAUGCACCACGAUGUGAAAGACGUCGGUAGAGCGUAUCUUCCGAGAGGCGAUCACCGUUUAUCUGAUGAGAACGCGAAUUAUUUAUACUCCACCCUUGAUUCACGUAUUCCCGAAGAAAACGCGAAUCCCACGGUGCCGCCGUCCUAUCCCGACUUCCUGUAUCCGGGCGUCGCCUUUCAGAUUCGUCCGAAUUCAAUCGACGCUGUUUCCAAGAUUCCCGAUAAAACUGCUUCUCCCGUUUCGGAUUACGACAAUAUUUCCAUAGUGGAUGUUCAUUCACGCGGCGGAACCAAUCCCUAUGACUUGCCGCCAUUUUUAUUAUCUUCCACCCUUAAUGUUCCUAAUUAUGAUGAAUCUUUGAAGGGAAUUAAUGGUCAACCAAGUGUUGAGUCUGUGACAAAACUAGACGAUGAGAAUUUGUUUCAGGGUAGCGAAAAUUACGAAAAAUCUCCGGGGUACAACGAGUUUGGUGUCGAAUUGACAACUGCGAGCUUCCGAGAUACUUUUGACACCCUCGACGACAAUAUAUAUACGCCAGUCACUUUGGAAAAUGUUGAAAUUGACUUAACUAAUGAAGAUAAAGAAGUAUUCGAUAUGCCACAAGAUCGAGAAGACGACUCUAAAUUUUCGACAGAAUGCAACGAAGAUAAACCUACAGUAGACUUUAUAGAUGACAUUGCGACGCGACAUGGCGCUGCCUUUGACGCAUCUGCAAAUAAAGAUAAUACUUUCUUUUCGAAUAUUACAUGCACCUUGGUUAAUAACGCUGUUUUAAAUAGCGAGGGUGUAAACAAAAAUAAUCAAGAAUACGGAAUGUCAGUUCCAAGCGAAUAUAACAACGAAAAGUUAACUCAUUCUAUCAAUUUCGAUUACGACAAUAGAUUUAUUGAUAAAACGCCGUUUAGUAAUUAUAGCACCGGAGUCGAUUGGCUCUUUAAUACGGAAGAGUAUGUGACAUCUACGUCGUUGUCUCCAGAUACCGAAUGGCCAUUGAAGAAAGGGCAAUCUGAUGUGGCAAAUUCGCGCGUUCUCUUAACGGCAAUUAAACCGUUAUCCUCGGAGUUACAAAAAUUGCUGAGCGCAAUCAAAUUAGUCAAUCGGAGCCUGAGCGACGUGCAAGACAGACUGUGCGAUAAAAAAAACAAUGUCAGAUCAGCGAGGACCGAGCGAGAGGACAGAAGGGACACACAUUUUGCGAGGCUAGCUGACAAAGUCGAUCGUUACGAUUCUGAUCUCUCUACAGAAAGUGUUAACGAUCAGUCUUCAGACAACAGACGUAUUAAGAUCGAAGGUGUUGCAGAACGUAACGUGAAAAUUAGAAGAAAACCCAACGAUCUCUUUUUAAAUAAAUUAACGAGAUUGUCUCGCAAGCGCGAGAAUUCGAUUAGCAAUUCAGACGUACAGGGUGGUCGCGGAAACUUCGUCAAAAAGAGAAAAUUUAACGAGGGAGAGUCUCCGAAAUCAGGCGACGUUGAGGGACGCAGAUUGCCUCAUUCGAGAUUUAAUAGAAAUUUGAAGUCUCUAACGAAAAGUUUAUACGAGAUGCGAGUAAAGCCAAUGCGACAGUUUAUCGAAUCCGGAUUAAAAAGAAUGAAACGCACAACGACGCCUAUUGCAAGACCGUCGCGUUUGAUUAAAAGUAACAUAUUGAGGGAAAAUAAUUUUGCAAGUAGACGCGCACAAAAUCAUCAGAUAAGCAAAUCAAUAAUGCAACUGAAUAAAGCAUCCUUCUUUGAUACGUCUACAAAGAAGGAUAAUUCUGCGCAUUUCUCGUCGAAUGACAAACGCGAUCUGACGCAGCGCAAUGCGGAGCAAGUAGUGUCGGGCGAAAUAUCUACUUCUAACAAGGAUAAGGAGAAAAAAUUCUCUCCCACUGAUCCGCAAUUUUACAAAGAAGCAACGGCUUAUCUCGACAUACUUCGAUUGUUGGAUAAGACUGAGAAACCUUACGUAGAGUACGCAACCGAUGUGACCACACAGAAUUUAACGGGGUCGUUGCCACCGCUGAUUUUUACAACCACAGAAUUUUCUGCGUUAACAUAUUCGCUGUAUUUCACCGAGGCACAAACAAUUACAGCUUUAAGUACAGUAGCGGAAAAGAAAGAAGCUUUCGAAGUGACCGAAUCGUCUUUAUACGAGUAUGUAACGGUUACUGAUUUUGAAUACAGCGAGAGCUACGACGAACGACAUUAUACGAGAAUGGCGCAACUGCCGGUUACGCUGAGCGCUUUUACCAUUACAAUGCCAACUACGUUGCCAUUAUUUUAUACGACAGAAUUAACAAUUCUUCCGAUUGACGAAGCAUUCUUAACCACUGAGAUCAUUACUAUACCCGUAACGGUAGUUGCGCCAUUCACUACUGAAGUAACCGAGAUUCCCAUCGUAAUUCCGACGAUAGAAAAAUACACGAUCGAACCUGUCAUGCUGUUGACUUCAUUUUUAGAGGGUAUGACGGAUAUUACUUUGAAAAUUACGAUCCCUGCAGCCACUGAAACUUUGGUCGAAGAGACUACUGCGUUAAUUGCUGAGAGCGUGACUACGGCGGAAGAAACUGUGGAACCUAUCUCUACGACUUCGGCGACGGAAAUAGCGCAAAGUUUAUUUGUUGAAACAAAUAUGUCUUUGUAUACAUUCGCGACGCUUUCGUUAGUCAAGACUACGGAAACAGAAUUAACGAUUAAAACUACAACUUCCAUCAUACCAGUUUCGAUAUCCCUGGCAAAGAGUCCUCAAAUUGAAACAUCAGAAUCUACAUUUAGCGAGAUUUUGUAUAAAACUGAGAUUACUCCUGCAAUCGCAAGUUCGCCUAUAAUUUUAGAAAGAACAGAAACAAUUUUGAGUACGUCGACAGAGGUCGAGAUAGCUACGUUAACACCAGAAGACGAGAGCCCAGUGACACAGAUCGAGAAAACUAUAACGGCGGAAGAAACAGCUACAGAAAUCCCGACAACUAUUGAAACUUCAACGCCUACUGAAACCACAAUAAUCAUUACUGAAAGUUCAACAACAGCUACGGAAAUUUCGACGUUUGUAAAAACUACAAUAACUGAAAUUCGAACAAUUAAUCAAACUUUAACAACUGCGAAAACACCAACAUCUAUUGAAAUUUCGACAACCAGCGAGAUGCCAACAACCAGUACAAUUCCAACGACUAUAGAAACUACAAUAUCUAUUUUGACAACUUUCAAAACUCCAAUUACUAAAGGAAUUACAAGUGCCAAAACAAUCACGCCCACUGAAACUCUAACGCCUAUUGAAAUUAAAACAACUUCGGCCGAAAAUUUGACAAUUACCGAGAUUUCAACGUCUGCAAAAAUUACAAUAAUCACCGAAAUUCCAACAAUUACGGAAAUAUCAACGUUUACUGAAAUUUCGACAAUCGUCGAGACAUUAACGAGCACAAUUCCAACGACUGCAGAAACUGUAGUAACUACAGAAACUGUAACAUCUACUGAAAUUUUAGCAACUACCAAAAUUCCAACGACUAAAAAAACGACUAUCACUAAAGCACCAACAAUUACGGAAAUACUAUCAACUACCAAAAUUCAAAUAAUUACCGAAAUUCCAACAUCCACUGAAAGCUUAGAAACCACCGAAAUGGUGAUUUCGACUACACAUGUGGAAACAACUGAAAGCACUUUCACUUCUACGACAACACCUGUUACAACAGUUUCAAUUAAAACUACAGUUCCUACGUUAAAAUUAACAAGUACAACGCCGUUGAUUACAAAUACAACGAUAAGUGAAAUAUUCCCUACCACAAUUCCUAGCACAUUUUUGACUACGACAAAAAAACCUGUUACAACUUUUUUUAAAACUAUAGUUCCAACCACAGCAACGCUUAUUACAAGCACGACAAGUGAAACGCCGAACACUACGCUUUCUACACUUUUAACAGAAGAAACUACAGCCUCCCCGAUAUCUAUGACGACAGCGUCUUCACUUGAGACAUCUCAAACUACGACUGUAUCGUCUGUAAUUUCUACAACGGUGUCUACAAUCGAAAAGAUCCAAACUACAUUACCCAUCACGAUCGUGAAUGCGACAGUUUCUACAGCUGCUACCGUAAUCACAACAGAAAUCCUCGAAAGUACAAUGUCUCCUGUUAUAUAUUUUACGGUAACAACGCCUACUGUCACUAAAAUUCCAAUCACGACUAUUGUAAUGGAUACUGGAACAACAGUUUACAAAACUACUUUAAUUACUUCAUCCUUUUUAACUGAGACCAUCGAAAGUACGACGUUCUCUGUAACAGAAUAUGAAGAGUACUACUACGAAAGCACAAAAGAAAAAAUAACAGCUACCAGUACAAAAGAACGUACAAUGAUUUGGCUUACUACAGAAAAAAUUACUAUCACUGAAGGAACAACACCCUCAUAUUUUAUUGAAACGACUACGGAAGCAACUCCUCUUGUAAUCGAAACGAUUACUUUGUCCACGGUACCCGAAAAAAUGGAAUUGAUUGAAAAAAAUGUCACUGUGACUCCCCUAACAACUGAGGAAAUAUCUACACUUUCGAAAGUUACUUUAACUUCUACUGAAACAAGUACAGUGUCAGAAACAGAGACAAGUGUUACGGGUACCAGCUCAGUACUCAUAACAGCUGUGACUACUACUUCACUUUUGGAAGAAACUACCACAGAAAUUACGGAGACAAGCUUGAUGGCAGUUAUACCCUUGUCAACUACUGAACGACCGGAAUAUAUAACGAUUUUAGAAACUGGAGUCAUCGUGACACUCGCUCCAUUUUCCGAAUCUGUUCUGUCGAUAAUAAUUACAUCGGAAAUGCCUCCCACUGUACCAGAAGUAUCAGAAAUUAUUUCUAUAUUGCCAGAAACUGUAUCAGAAGAAUUUACAACGUCAACGACUGAAAGUUCACCAAUAAUAUAUACUACCACAUUAUUUAUCGAAACAACGGCCGCUAUUUCAGUUUCGGUAGCAACUACUGAAGAAACUCUAGAAGCUGAAACGGAAUAUUAUGUAACAAAAGAACCAUUCUACAAAGAGGAAUAUGAAGCGUGCGAAGAAUAUGAGACGGGAAUACCGAGCGAAUGGCAUUAUUACGAGGAAUAUGAAACCACGACGAAGAAAAGGACAACAGUAGCGGUAAAAUAUACAAAAUUGUCUACAGAAAAGGCGACAAGUCCGCCUUUUGACAAAGGUACAACUCCGUACAAAGUAGGGACUUCCGAGUUAACAAGAUACUCAACAUCUUUCGAGACUACAUUGACUUAUACUAAUGAGACUUCAACGACGGCUACCGCGGAAAUAUCUUAUACCGAAGAAGUUACUUCGACUUCUUCCUUGGAAACGUCAACAUCGGCGAUAUUUGAGAAUGUAACGACGGUUGAGGUAGAAAUUAAAUUUACCGCGUCUGCCGCGAGUGAAGAGACAGAAUCAACAACGACGACGUGGUUAAGCUUUGGCACUACCGAGGAGUACACUCUUCCCCCUUCGACAACUUUCAGAAUCCCGACAGAACCACUUGAAUAUCUAACAAUUGCUCCCAGGUAUACGGAUGCAGAACGCUUUAUCUUGCCAAAAUUUGUCACCAAGCCUAAAGAAAUUCCGGAGAUUAUAUUGAAAAGAACUACGACAGCAGAAGAGGUUUCGACAGACACUGAGAUUGUAGAGAAGUUAACUUCUUUCUCCGUAUCACCGGCGCUAACAACAUUAACGGAGAAGGAGGCUUUUAAAACUGAAGUUACUUUGGCGAUAACGGAUGAAGAAGUGACCCUUCCGCGUAUCACGCCGUUUAUCACAUCUGAGGCUGAAGUUGAAUUUACUACGACAAGUAAAACUGUCGGACGAGAAGAACAGAGAAAACAGUUGUUGCAACGACUCGAUGAUCUUAAACAGUAUGAGAGAGAGAUGGCGGAGAGAGAAGAAAAGCUGAAGGAGAGGGAAAAACAGUGGGGCAAAGAAAAGGAGAAACGCAGGAAAAUGAUGCAACGUGAAAAAGAGAAGGAAAAAAAUGUUACAAUAAUAGCUGGUACAACCGAGGGUAAUGUCACGACGACCACUAUCGCCGUCUCAAUUACAUCUCCCGUUGAGACUGUUGGUACAGCAAAUUUGACAGUCUCCACUAUCACAGAGACUGAAGUCGCAUCUCCUAGUUUUGAUAUGUUUACUACAUCGAGUUUAGUCGAAAUUAGUACGAUUUCAAGUGAAACAACUCCAUUUAGCGUUACAGAAGAAAUUACAUCUACGACAUAUACUACGGAGAAGACAGAAGAAAUGACAACAGAAGGAAGUACGUCUAUCACAUAUGCUACAGAAGAAACAGAGGAAGUUACAUACUACACAACAGAGAAAAGUACAUCUAUUAUAUACAUUGCAAAGGAGGAGGAGAAAGAAUAUGUCACCGUAACGUCAUACGUCACUGCACCUAUGGAUUUAUAUACCCUUGGUUUGGCUACAAUUGAAAGUACGACUUUUUAUACCAUCGAAGAAAUGUAUACCGCAAGUUACGUAUCUGAAACAACUCCAUUCAGUAUCACGGAGGAAACUGCAUUUACUACGGAGACAACGACUAUGAAAGAAAGUACAUUUAUGACGUAUGCAGAAGAAACAGAGGAGACAGUUAAACCUUAUAUUACAGAGAGCACAUCUAUUACAUAUCCCGUAGAAGAAACAGAAAAAGUACAAAUUACGUAUUAUGUAACUCCGACGCCGUAUGUAACUACGUCUGUCACGGAUUCAUAUAGUAUCGGUUUACCUACAAUUCAAACAACGACUCCUUAUACUAUCGAAGAAACGUAUACUACAAGCUACGUAACCUUUUACAGCGAACCUUUAUUUGUUUCGCCUACUAUUACCAGUCCAAUUACAUCAACUAUUGGUAAAUUUGUCACACUACCCAUUGCUACGUUUAGUGAAAGAUUUGAGGAAGUCAGUCCAACUUCAGUUUCAACUCCUGCUUGGUACACCGCAGAAAGAUACACAGCAAUUUAUACGGAUAUUUAUGGUAAACCUUUAUUUACUUCACCGGCAUUAGAGUUUACUAGCACAACUGUUUCGUCAACUUUGGUUAUUAUCACGACUACAGAGAUAAAAUAUGAGGAAAUAGAAGAGGAAAUAGAAAGAUUGAAAGAAGAAUUGCGUUGGAAAGAACGCAAGUUAGAGGAAAGAGAAAAGAUUUUAUUGGAAAGAGAGAAAAAAUUAGAGAGAGAUAUAAAGGAAUUUGAAAAGUAUAUGGAAGAGUUUGAGAAGAAAAAAGCGUCAGUUACAUCGUCGAAAAAAUCAACUGUGCUCACAAGUUUAUCGACGCCAGUGCCGCCGACUGAAAGAACCACUGUAAAAGUCCCAACAACGCAGAUUAAAAGGAUAACUGAGAAGAAAGAAAACCAAAUGACAACGAAGAUGGUAACGUCUCAACAUACAAAAAUAAAAGACAUUGAAGAGGAAAAACGAACGAAUCAUACACCUAAAAAAACUAUCACGCAGGAAGAAGAAAUCGUGACGAAACGGAUAUGUUUGAAUGUUUUAGAAAAUACGACGAUACCCUUAGAUAAAAGAAGAAGAGACAUUGAAACCAAAAAGAUCUGUUUGCCGUACAUACCCGAGAGAAAUGAAGAGAAGUCAGUCGGUCGAUUAAGUAGAAAGCUUCUUGCUUUACAAAGUACGAGAAAAAUUAAAAGGCCAAAGAGAGAUGUUCCAUUAGAUCUUCGGUAUCGCGGAAGGAUAAUAGACACUACGCGUAAAAUUGACAAUCUGCAGCUGUCGCGUAAUGAAUGGUUGAGCAAUGAAACCACGAAGCCGCUGCGACAUUUUAAAGGUUUCGCUAGGAUUUACAAAAAAAUAAAUUUUCAAAAAACAAUUAAAACUAAUACUGACAUGCAAAGAAAUAUGACUGACAAAUUUCUAAAUAGAACUCCUUUAUAUGAACAACGUGUUUUGGAUCAUAAAAGUUUCUUUCAACCAACCGCAAUAUCUAUGUUAGACAAUAAGGAAGAUAAAACAAAAAACGCUUUCUUCAGAUAUAAUUUAAUUUCUGAAAAAAGAAAUAAUUUCCUCACUGAUGACAAAGCAAGUAUCCAAAAAAGGGACGUUUCAUUAAUAGAAAACAAUGAACGAUUUUGGUCAAAGGAAAGUAGAGACAAUAUUUCGAAUCAAAAAGUAACAACUGCAACAACCGAAGAAAAUGGAUUUUAUACGGUGAACGUAUUACAUCUCAAUUAUAAUGAGGAUAAACAAACGCAUGAAGUAUUAUCUACUAAACCAAAUAAAGACAAAUUGACAGCAAUUUUAUCUGAAUCGAAUGAUAUUUAUAGAACUGAAUUCGGUAAGAAAAUUACAACACCAUACUAUGAGGUCGAAGAGAAAGAUGAAGAUCUAGAAGAAGAUGAACUGUCAGAAGAAGCUGAGAAAAAAAUAGAAGAUGAAAAAGAUUAUAUCGAGGAUUUGAUAGAAGAUUAUAUGAAUUACAAGGAGAAUGAAACAUCGACGCAAACACAGAAUGGAAGAUUCAAAGAUGACAGAGUCAAGGAUAAAAAAAUGACUGAAAAUGAAAGAAAAUUAUUAGAUCAAGCGUGGCCCAUCGAGAAAAGCAUGUCGUAUCAUUUAGGCGGCACUAGAUUUUGGGAGCUCGACUUUGUUACAGAACCAUCGGCUGCAUUGCAUACGAUUGAUAAAAACAAAACGACCAUCGACGUGUCAAACAUCAGGACAACCUGUUUCGACGUUAUUCUUAAAAACGAAACUGGCGAAGCAAAGUCUAAUGUAUCUUAUCACAAGCGCAACAUUCAUAACAAUGAGAUGGAGAAGCAAGUUUCUAUCGACAACAGAAGUGCCAGUCUUAAAAAUGUAACGAGAAAAAAUGCGUUGCGUAACAAGUUAAAAAUGGAGCGAGCCAGGCAGAUAGCGAGAAAAUUAAGACGCGAUUCGCAAAGAUCGCACGAACCGAAUGAUUACAAGCGGAGUUUCGAAGAAGAGAGAACAGUGAAAUUUAACGAUUUCCGGCGUACCAGUAACGAAGAUUUAAUAACAGCGAAAAAACGCAAGCUGUGCGGUGUUAAUGCAAACAAAUUGAAGCGUCAAAGUGUUAAACACAAAGACGCUACAAACAAACAUAAAAAGAAGCAACCAGCAAAGUCGCAGACGUUACAGAAUGUUACGAAUUUACGUUCCAUUUAUAAUACAGGCAAUUGUGUCGCGAAUAAAAAGAGUAAUUAUCGUCAAACGACGACUGCGAAUCAAGUAAAAACUACCAACAACAAGAAGGCUAACGAGAAACUGACGCAUUCCACUGCCGCUAACCAUAAAGCUAAACCUAGGUCGCGCGAAAGAAAACUUCAUAAUUGUUUUAAUUGCAUUUGUGACGUCGUGAACGUAAUUAGCGACAUAAGAUCUUUACUGGACCGAAUAAGUUUCCCGUUAGACGAAAUUAAAGCACUUAAUUGCAGCAAGUAUAAAGACAUCCAGGAUAAAAUAGUAAUCACAACGGAUUCCGACAUGGAGGAGACUAGAGAAUUUCCACAACCGCAUUACAACAUUGAGUCGCUGAAGGGCCAGAAGUAUAUCAAACUGGAAGAGCUGGAGGAUAAUUUCAAGAGCGACUUGGAAUUUGACAGCGAUUACGAUAUUGUUUCAUUACCCGGCCUUAAUCUCAACUUACCCUGCAAUCGAGACAGCGAAGGUAUCACUUGGCUAUCGAGCGUCAGCAGACCGAGCUACACGUGGAAAAGGGCGGAUGGCAUCGCGCUCUUCGGUUUCGUGGCGGAAAAUGGCGAUUUGGAAUUGCGAAACGUGAACGCGAAGGAUACGGGAAACUAUACUUGCGUGAUGACGCACAUCAACCCCGACAACGAGGAACCCGUGGAGACCGCUUACGAGAUCCAUUUGCAAGUUGUCACGCUACCGAGGUACAUUGUGCACGGAGAAAAUCGUUACCACGUACGAUCUUGCGAUGAAAGGGAUUUGGACGCGUUGGUGACGUAUCUACCCCUAAAACUGAACAGCGUAAUAUGCGAAGCGGAUUUCUGCAAUGCUUAUGUCUUAACACCGACUUGCUCUCGAAGUCAAAUUACAAUAAAUAUUCUGCUAGUUCCUUCGCAUAUCGUUAAAUUAAUGAUGAUCGAUCCUAAACGCUGCAACGUAGUCUGUCUUAAAACCAUUCAAGAUAAACUCUCCCUGAUACUGAGUACAAAUUUGCAAAUCUUUCUCAGGAAGACUAAUUACCACAUUAUGAGCAGAGAUUGGUACCGGUCGUCAAAAAGUCGCCGUUCGCAAGACGAAAGAGAGGAAAGACCGAUACAAACGUGUCCGCCGGGAGAUCCAACAAUGUCGGUUUAUUUUCCAGCUGUCCAGCAGGAUACGGUCUUCGUGAUAUACGUUGUGUUCCUUGUAAUGUGGGCACUUAUAGCGAGGAUGGAGUAUCGCAUUGUAAGAAAUGCCCGCCUGGCACAUAUCAGCCGAAUCACGGUGCCAGAGUUUGUCGCACGUGCACUAAUCCAAUGACAAAAGGCUGUUAUAAUAUGGUGCAUGUUCAAUUGCAAUUUGUAAAAUAUAUAGUGUUCGGCAAUAUAUGGAAAGAAAUUUAAGGACUAAUUCUAAAUGAAAAGACAAAAGUAAAAAAUAACAAAGCCAUAACUAAGACGUCGUAAUUAACUGUAGUUUGUUAAUUAUAAAUGUCUAAAUCUUCACGUAAAAUGUAUUUAAACCACGUGAAUAUUUAGAUAUAAUUUAGAUACAUAUAAUUAAAAAAUAAAACCUUAAUUGAAGUUUUGUUAUUUUUGAUUUCCGUCUUAUUUUAUUAUUUAGAAUUCUCUUUAAAUUUUUUUCCACUUGUUGCUCAACGUUAUAUACAACAUUUUAAAAUUAUAUCUAACAGUAUUUUGAUUUCAGUGCACAAGUGUAAUGUUACAAUUAUUAUAUGAUAUAUUCAUAAAUUUCUUUCUUUCAUAGCUUUGGAAUUCUUUCUCCGCUGUAAUGGUAACUUUGGCAAGUAUUGGCGCAAUGCUGUCGAUAUGUUUGUUACUAUUAUGGCUAAUUUGCUGCGCUAAAAAGAAAUUCUGCAUAAAACGAAUAGCUGGUGUUGUCACUAAGGAAGAUUCGUUUGAAAAAGAGGUAAAACUGUAAUGCUAAUAUUAGAAUUUAAACAAGAGAUAAUAGAAAAUUGACAAUCGAUUCGUUUACUUUAUAGAAAUACAUGGAGGAGCAACCUUUGAUCAAGGAUGAAGAUCAGCAAUGGUAUAGAAUUAAGAAAAAGAAGGGAAAGUUUUAUCUAAAUAAAAAACGUCGAAAACAAAAUGAAAGAAGAAAAUGCGGCAAGACGCACGUUCGUACAACUGCUAAAUAUAGGACAAAUUUUUGUUACAAUUCUCAAAAAAGUUCACCUUAUUAUAAAUUUAACAAAAUUAAAGAUUGUUAUUGCCUAAAGCUAAUUUUGUUUCUGAUUUUCGAUAUAGGUACACGAUGAUGAAUGGGAAUUGCAUCGCACAAAAAAUGCUCCAGUUAUUAGCCCAGGCUCUUAUCAAUCUCAUGAAGAUUACAACAAUCGUAAGCAUUUUUAUAUAUACAUAUAUAUGUAUAUAUAAAAUAUGUAAGAUUCUUUAUCCUACUUUUUCACAUGUUACGCGUUACAUGUAUUCGUACUUUUAUGUAAUAUAAUAAUCAUCAACUAUGCAUAGAUUAUCCAAAACGCUCGCAUCGUAGAGGACCACAGCUGCCAGAAUGUGAUUUUGAUACAUGACAAAAGAUACACAUGUAAGAAGAUGUAUUGCGAUGCAAUUAGCGCGGAAGAUAGUUACGUAGUCUAGGAGAAGCUUGUAAGAUACUUUAGACUCAAUUAUUGAUUGAAAUACUAUGUAACAUUUAUCCAAUGCAUACAUCUAUUUUUAAUAUAUAGCUAUACCUAUUAAAUAGCACAUUAAUUAUACUUAUUAUAUUAAAAACAACAUGUUAAAUAAAUAUUAUAUCCAUUAUACACAAAAAGUGUUUUCAGAUAUUAUGAUUAUAUAACAUUGUAUUUCUAUACAUAACCCUGAUUCAUUAUAU
Molecule: messenger RNA, 13720 nt
Organism: Monomorium pharaonis (pharaoh ant)
Lineage: Eukaryota; Metazoa; Arthropoda; Insecta; Hymenoptera; Formicidae
Exons: 8
Coding region: 854-12181 (3775 amino acids)
Source: RefSeq, a predicted model, not a curated record